This is a messenger RNA of Fusarium tjaetaba, 1287 nucleotides long. Its product is annotated as glutamate 5-kinase. Gene Ontology annotation, cellular component: cytosol; cytoplasm. The record is from RefSeq and is a predicted model, not a curated record. Bases 1 to 1287 code for a protein of 428 amino acids. Gene Ontology annotation, molecular function: ATP binding; glutamate 5-kinase activity; RNA binding. The transcript is spliced from 6 exons. NCBI's taxonomy places the organism in Eukaryota, Fungi, Ascomycota, Sordariomycetes, Hypocreales, Nectriaceae.
AUGAGAGGCAACGGGACAAAGUCUCUGACCAUCGUCAUCAAGCUUGGAACAAGCUCCAUUGUCGAUGAGAAGACUCACGAACCACUUCUUCCGAUUCUGACUCUCAUUGUUGAUACGGCUGUGAAGCUUCGCAAAGAUGGUCACAGGGUGGUCAUUGUUUCGUCCGGCGCUAUCGGUGUUGGUCUCCGGCGUAUGGACGUCGAGAAGCGACCUAAGCAUCUCGCACAGCUACAGGCUCUUGCAGCGAUCGGCCAAUGCCGCCUCAUGAGUCUGUGGGAUAGUCUGUUCACCCACCUCAGGCAGCCAAUUGCUCAGAUCCUCCUUACACGAAACGAUAUUGCAGACCGAACGAGAUACUUUAACGCCCAAAACACCUUCCAUGCCCUUUUGGAACAAGGUGUAAUCCCCAUUGUUAACGAAAACGACACUCUUGCCGUUUCCGAAAUCAAGUUUGGCGACAAUGAUACUCUCUCCGCCAUCACUGCCGCUAUGAUACACGCUGAUAUGCUGUUCUUGAUGACGGACGUUGACUGUCUCUAUGACAAGAACCCCAGAACCAACCCGGAUGCUAAGCCUAUCGAGGUGGUCGAAGACAUCGCUGCACUACAGGCUGACGUAUCCAGUGCUGGUUCGUCCCUUGGGACAGGAGGCAUGAGCACCAAGAUUAUUGCUGCUAGGCUGGGCACUUCCGCUGGAGUCACGACUGUCAUUACGAGGUCUUCUAACCCGGGAAACGUGCUCAACAUUGUGCAGUAUCUACAGUCAAUACAAAAAGGGAACACUCCCCCCAGUCCCGACGAGCGUGCUGAAGGCUUGUCACGAUCGGCAUCAGCUCUGACGCUCUCCAACUUAAAUGGCGCCCCUUGGCCCCCCUUACACACUCGCUUCAUCCCCGCCAACGAUCCCAUCAGGGACCGUCAUUUUUGGCUGCUUCACACUCCUCAUCCCCACGGCACCCUCUACAUCGACUCAGGCGCUUACAAGGCUCUUGUUGGCAAGGCGGGUCUGCUUCCGGUUGGCGUCAUUGAUGUCGAGGGUAACUUUGCCCAACAGGAGGUGGUGCGUCUCGUGGCAGUCAAGCGGCGAUCAACCCCUGGGCCUGAUGGCAAAAUGUGGGAGGGCACUCCUGAAGAAGUCGGCCGAGCUCUGGUCAACUAUGCCGCCGCUGAGAUCGCGCGGAUCAAGGGCAAGCAGAGCGUUGAGAUUGAGAAGAUCCUUGGCUAUGCUGAUACGCUUUUUGAUGGCGAUGACGAUGACGAUGAUGAUAUCUACCAAUCUACCAAAUAA